Messenger RNA from Rubroshorea leprosula, 1175 nucleotides. The record is from the annotation of a GenBank genome assembly. Lineage: Eukaryota; Viridiplantae; Streptophyta; Magnoliopsida; Malvales; Dipterocarpaceae.
GUUGUCCUAAAAUCAGACAAGAGAAGCGUUUUUAGAGAAAAAUUUUUGCUGUUUUCUGGAGAGAAUGAACAGUCGAGGAGGAUGCUGUAUAGCAAGGUAUGCCGGUGGUGGAGUUUACGACUUGUCCAAAGUCGACAGGGUAAUGCUCCGGUUUCGACCGAUCGCACCGAAACCAGUCCCCGGUGGAACCGUAUCCCCCAAGGAGAAAAGUGAGCUCAACUCCAAAGCGGGAAGAGGGAAAAGAAGAAACUCCAACAGCAACAAUAAUAAUAAUAAUAACAAUAGUCCUAAGAAGUGCAAUAGGAGAAGGAGAAGGGUUUCAAGUGAGGAAAAAGGGAAAAGUCUCGGCGCCAGAGAUCAGUCAAUGGUGACUCUGCCGCUCCUCCCGGAGAUACCUGACCCGAAGGAAACGCCGUCAAGUGUCUCGCCCGAGAACCAACAUAAGAUUCCCACUUGGUUGAGCUUUCGUCAAGGGAAUCACAAUCAGAUGUUGUUUGACGAGUCCACUGGUCGGACUCGGAAGGUGGUGGUGGCGCCAGAGGAGGUCAGGACGGUGAGGUCAUACGUGACUGUUGAGUGUGUAAUGGACACGUGGGUGGUCGGAGAUGGGUUGGGGAGUAAUGAUGAGGAGAAAAAGGUAAAUCUGGCAAGGGACACGUGUCCGGGGUUUAUAUCCGACGGGAUGGGAAGGGUGACAUGGAUGAAUGAGGCAUACCGGAAAAUGGUUGACGGAGAAGGAGCGGACAUGAUGGUUUGGCUGGUGAUGAAGGAGAGGCCGAUGCUCAAGUACCCGGCGUUCACGUGCAGGGUGAGGGUACAGUACACAUGUGGGAUGGUGAAGGGCUCACUGACCCUGCCCUGUGAUGUGUGGAGGAUGGACGGUGGCGGGUUUGCAUGGAGGCUGGACAUCAAGGCGGCUCUCUGCCUUGGUCGGUGAAACACAUGGUAGAAGCCUGAUGAUUCUGAUGAUGAUCUAGAGAUUUAGCUAAAGUGUGUGUGGGUGAUCAGCUCAGGGCUUUCCUUUUCUUGAACUGUGAAUAUUUUUUGGAUUUGCUUUUGAACGUGUUUGUUGAUAACUAGUUUGUUUGUUUGCUUUUUUUUUUUUUCUUUUUUCUUUUGACUUGACUUGACUUGGGUGUUUUGCAUUGUAUGUACUACGCUAGUGUUUUUGUUAA